AUGAAUUCGGAUAAUAACCAAUUGACACAGUACCUAAUUGCCGCAUUUGAUAAUGAAACGAUGGAAGUGAAUCCGUAUGAAGAAAUCUGGUCUUUACGUAUUUUGGCUUUGCAGAUUUCCUUACAAAAUCCGUUUUCCUUUUUUGGUAUUGAUGAGUUUGAGGGCAAACCGGACGACAACCAUUUCUUUUCUGGCGAAAUGUCCAAUCCACGGCUACGCUUGGAGCAUCCCUUGGUGGGCUUUUGGUUAAUUUGCUCCAAGUUGUUUGAUUAUCCUUGGAUUAAUGAGUUUCUCUUGGAGUAUUACGACGACCCGCCAUCCGCAAUUGUCGACGCAAUCAAACAAACAAGAAGUGGCAAGUCUAUCAACAAUGCUCCAAAUCGGGAAUCAUUGAAGGAACCGGAUCCGCCUCGUAUCCAAAAAAUAUACGAUCCGAUGUACUCUAUUGACGAACCGGGCACGGAUGUUCAUCGCGAAUCCACCAGCUCCAAAGGGGACCAGGUGCAAAACCCAAAUCGCUUUGCACCUCUACAAAGUGAUGAUGACUCGUUUGAAGGCAAUGGAAUUCAGGAAUUCGACGAGGUUGAAGUGGUGGCGGUGAAAAAGAAUGCCUCCAAGGCGCCUGAGUUGUCGGAUGAAGAUGAAGACACAUAA
Cylindrotheca closterium is the source of this 654-nucleotide messenger RNA. The record is from the annotation of a GenBank genome assembly. NCBI's taxonomy places the organism in Eukaryota, Bacillariophyta, Bacillariophyceae, Bacillariales, Bacillariaceae.